Molecule: messenger RNA, 1290 nt
Organism: Guillardia theta CCMP2712
Lineage: Eukaryota; Cryptophyceae; Pyrenomonadales; Geminigeraceae
Exons: 4
Coding region: 1-1290 (429 amino acids)
Biological process (GO): mannose trimming involved in glycoprotein ERAD pathway; endoplasmic reticulum mannose trimming; carbohydrate metabolic process
Cellular component (GO): endoplasmic reticulum; membrane
Molecular function (GO): calcium ion binding; mannosyl-oligosaccharide 1,2-alpha-mannosidase activity
Source: RefSeq, a predicted model, not a curated record
AUGACCGAGAUCGUGCGGAGGAUGUUCUACCAUGCUUACGACGGCUACCUCCUCCACGCUUUCCCCAAGGACGAGCUUGCGCCUAUCAGCUGCACAGGACACGACACGCACAACUGUCAAGGAUGUAUGCUCACCUUCUAUGACGCCCUGGACACGCUUGCGGUGCUUGGGAACAGGACUGAGUACCAGCGAGUGGUGAACUGGAUCAUCAAACAUGGCGAGGAAACCUUCGACAGGGACGUGACGGUUUCUGUGUUCGAGACCAACAUUCGCAUCCUUGGCAGUUUGAUCUCCAACCACCUCCUUGCCUCCGACAAGGACCUCAAUCUCAUGCCGGGAUACAAUGGCGAGCUCCUCACCCUCGCGCUCUCUCUAGGCAACAGGCUCGUCAACGCGUACAUGACCCCGACAGGGCUGCCCUAUGGCAGCAUCAACCUGAAGAGGGGGAUUCAGUAUGGGGAGACGACAGUGACGGCGACGGCGACGGGCGGGACGGUGCUGCUGGAGUUUCUGUUGCUGAGCAAGCUCACGGGCAAGAAGAUCUUCUCUGUCGUAGCCGAGAAGGCGACCAAAGCGCUGUGGGAGCGACGGUCGCAGUUGGGGCUACUUGGGUCUCAUAUCGACGUCAACACUGGGAACUGGGUUUAUUUUGACAGUGGGAUAGGGGGGGGGAUAGACUCUUUCUACGAGUACCUGCUGAAAGCCUACUUUCUUACGGGCAAGUCUACCUACCUCAACAUGUUCGAUGAGGGGUACGCUGCGAUCAAGAAGCACAUUUUCAUCGACGGAAAAUCCGUAGGAUGGUAUGUCGACGUCAACAUGUACACUGGAAAGGUCAUGUUCCCCUUCUACCGCAGCCUACAGUCCUUCUGGCCGGGGCUCCAGGCCCUCUACGGUGACGUUGAAGAGGCUGAGACGCUCUUCAUGCAGUUCUUCGAGGUGUGGGCCAAGUAUGGCUUCGUUCCAGAGGCCUACAACCUGCUGGUCCAUGCGCCGGAGAAGGGGCUAGAGCAGUAUCCACUGCGACCCGAGCUAGCCGAGAGCGCUUUCUACCUGUACAGGGCGACAGGGAAGGACAAGUUCCGCCAGGCUGGGGCGAUCAUCCUGUCCUCCCUUGAGAAGUACGCCAAGGUGCAGUGCGGGUACGCAGCUAUCGAGAACGUGGAGACGAAGAAGGUCAGGGACCACAUGGACUCUUACUUCUUGGCUGAGACGGUCAAGUACUUGUACCUCCUCUUCGACGACUCUCCUGAGACGGCUAUCUUCCGUAACGCGUCCAAGGUCCGGUAG